Messenger RNA from Guillardia theta CCMP2712, 382 nucleotides. RefSeq lists its product as hypothetical. NCBI's taxonomy places the organism in Eukaryota, Cryptophyceae, Pyrenomonadales, Geminigeraceae. The record is from RefSeq and is a predicted model, not a curated record. The transcript has a single exon. The annotation marks the transcript as partial.
GCGCAAUGCUGGGUUCCCACUUGCUAUGGAAGGGGGCAAGGAUAGUUGGCAUGGCGGGCAGGGGCAGUGCCAUGGCGGCGAGAAGGACGCACAUACCUGUUCCUCUACAUCCACGACGUCCCUCUGCUCCUCGCGCGCAUUCUCUCUCCAGCUCGGCGCAAGGCUCGCCUGCUCCGUGGCUUCUGAGGGGGUCGGCGGGGGGCUGGAAGAGCGUGGAGGAGUUGGAUGCGAAGCUUGCGGAGCUUGUCUGUACCAGGCACGCCAUGGACAUGAACCUUCGGAUCAACGACAUGCUGUCUAGGGGCGACAUUUCGUUCCUGGGGACGGAAUCCUCGGUCGAGUUUCGCCGACUGUCUGGCAUGGUGGAGGUCCUGCAGUUCGA